AUGUGGCAGGCUACACAUUUCGCUCUUUUGCUGGCGGCAAUCACGCCAGCUUUCGCUGUAGACAUUGUCGUUGAUCUGGGAUACGCGACCUACUCCGGCGCUAUUCAUGAAGAAGGCGUAAGCAAGUGGCUUGGGAUGCGAUACGCCGCUCCUCCACUUGGUGAUUUGCGGUUCGCCGCACCACAGGAUCCUCCUAAGGAGAUCGGGAUCCAAAAUGCUACGGAGAACGGAUACAUCUGCCUGCCGCAGCAGCCGAAUGACUGGACCGUCACCACCAAAACGACCAAGUUUACCGCCGGUGAAGAUUGCCUGUACAUCAGCGUUUACGCUCCCACAGGCGCAACGGUCGACUCCAGACUCCCUGUCAUGUUCUUCCUCCAAGGUGGCGGGUUUGGUUCCAACUCCAGCCCUAACUGGGAUCCCUCUGAGAUCGUCAGAGAAGAGAACAUCGUCGUUGUGCAGUUCAACUACCGUGUCGGAGCUUGGGGAUUUCUCCAGAGUGCGGAGGUCAAAGCUGGCGGCAGCUUGAACAACGGCAUCAAGGACCAACUGAAGGCCCUCGAAUGGGUCCAAAGGCACAUCUGCCGUUUUGGGGGCAACCCGGACCAGGUCGUGCUCGACGGAGUCAGUGCCGGCGGUGCGUCCGUUGGACUUUUGAUGGCUGCGAAUCUGGAGAGCCCGCCGUUCGUCGGAGGCAUGAGCCACUCGGGCGCCUGGGUGAGCAUGAGAACGAUGGAACUGGGACAGCUCCAGUACGACUGUCUGGUAAAGGACAAGCACUGUGGCAACUCUACCGAUACCCUCGCCUGUCUCCGCAAGGCCGAACACGUGAUGACUAGCAACUGCUGGUUCAACCCCCAUAUUGACGGCGAGCUGUACACCGACUCCAUGCUCAACCUCUUUGCCCAGGGCAACUACAGCAAGCUCCCUACGAUCUGGGGAUCCGACGCCAACGAAGGCACGAAGUACAACGCGCCACAGGACACCGACACCGUCGAGCAAGCUGCCACCUGGCUCAAAAACUCGGACCCUACCAUCACCGAUGCCGCUGUCGCGAUCCUGGAGAAGCUCUGGCUCGUCAAGAACGAGACCCAUUUCCCCGAAUCGGGACGCAAGUGGAGGAACGCCGCCAACGCUAUCGGGGACAUCGGCACUCACUGCAUCAUCAAGAACAUCCAGGACUUCAUCGCCGCCGACGGAGGCUUGACCUGGAACUACAAGUACACCGUUCUCGACCCGACUGACGAGGCGAUCGGGUUCGGCGCCUGGCACACGGUCGAUGCCUACGCCCUCUGGGGUCCCUCCCGAACGGACGGCGGAGCCCCCGCCACCUACACCACGACGAACGCGCCCAUCAUCCCGCUGGUGAGGAAGUACCUCACGAGCUUCAUGCGCACUCUCGACCCCAACAUCGACCGGGAGGUGGGCGCGCCGGACUGGACCACGUGGAACGGCGCCGAGACGCGGGAGAGGCUGUUCAUCCAGACCAACAACACGAAGAUGGAGGUCAUGUCCGAGGCGCAGAGUCUGAGGUGCCAGAUCGUCAGGCCCAUGUCGGACAAUUUCGGGAAGCCGAAGCCCGAGGGCGAGACGACGGACUUUGAUGCGACGCUUGCUGCUACGUACGGGAGCGCCAGCGAGUCGACGGAUAUCACACCACGACCUGGGUAUGUUCGUCGACGGCUGUAA
This is a messenger RNA of Drepanopeziza brunnea f. sp. 'multigermtubi' MB_m1, 1689 nucleotides long. RefSeq lists its product as uncharacterized. Gene Ontology annotation, molecular function: nickel cation binding; GTPase activity. The record is from RefSeq and is a predicted model, not a curated record. Lineage: Eukaryota; Fungi; Ascomycota; Leotiomycetes; Helotiales; Drepanopezizaceae.